UGUUUAACUUAAUAUCAGGUUGAAGUAGCAGUAAAGUGGCAGUAUAUAUCAGCUUUGAGUUUUAUUUAUUUUGUAUAGGUCGUCAAUCAGAUAACGUAACACAACGUAGAGCUAACGUCUAAAGCGGUUACAAAAAUAUUACUUUACUACAGUGAUCAGUAAUGUAUUGCUGGGGAAAGGCUUCCUGGACGGAGUUUGGUAUAACACCGAAAGAAUAUGUCAUUAACGGGGAAAACCAAUAUUUAAACCCAUUUUUCUCACAGAAGAAAAUAGUUCGAAUUGCGUGCAAGUGCGGAAUCGUUGCGCUUGUCAAGGAAAAUGGGAAAGGCUGGGUCUGGAUGGAAGAUGAAAGUGGACGGCAACAGAAACCACAGAGAAAAAUAAAAGAACUGAUAUUGGCGAAUGAGGAAAAGGUUCAUACUCUUGACUGUGGAAAGUCUUAUAUUUUGGUGCUUUCAACCACUGGAAAAAUGUUUCAGUUGAUACUACAUUCAGAACUACCGGAAGUUGUGCGCCCCAAAUUAAUACAGACUCUGUGUGCUACAGUUAUAAUUCAAGUUGCAUGUGGAAACCAACAUUCACUGGCUCUGUCUAAAGACGGGCAGCUCUUCACUUGGGGACAGAAUUCAAAUGGACAGCUUGGGCUGAGGAAAGGGGAACCAAGUAAACCAUCCCCCCAACCUCUGAAGUCUCUGUCGGGGAUCCCGUUGGCUCAGAUUGCUGCAGGGGGAGACCACAGCUUUGCUGUCUCGCUGUCGGGGGCUGUUUUUGGCUGGGGGAGGAACCAUGCAGGACAGUUAGGACUCGGCGACAUCACCAACAGAUACCAACCAGCCCAUGUCAGGGCUCUAGAAUUCAAGAAAACUGGGUUUAUAGCUUGUGGAGAAGAACAUACUUCCAUUCUGACUAAGGAUGGGUUAGUGUAUACUUUUGGAGCAGGAUGUUUUGGACAGCUUGGACACAACUCAACAAGAAAUGAAGUCCGACCUCGACUAGUUGCUGAGCUGUGGGGGAAGCAAGUAUCUCAGAUAGCAUGUGGAAGUUACCAUACACUUGCUUUUAUUUCUUCAUCUGGAAAAGUGUAUUCUUUUGGGAGAGGAGAGCACGGGCAGCUGGGAAACAAGAAGACCAUUAAUCACAUAAUGCCAAUCCCUGUGAAACUUCCAUCAGAAAAACGCUACUCGCUGGUGGUGGACAGAAUAUUUGCUGGAGAAAGCCAAUCAUUUGUUCUGUGCUCUGAAAAGCAGGACUCCAAGGCUUCUGAAAUUGUUAUCCCCUUGAGACCCGGCAAAAGGAUUGCAAGAAUAGACAAUAGUUUAAUGAAUAAAUGGAUUGCCAGAAGUGAUCCCAAAUCAAAGAAGAUUACUAAAACAGAAAUCAUAAUGCUUUUUUCCUCCCCUGCCUGCCUGAAUGCAAGUUUUCUGAGUAACAACGAACACUUCAGCUCAGCCAAUGAGAUUGCAGGCUUGAACAUGUCAUCAGUUCGCGAGAUGUUUAAGACAUUGUCAGAACAUGGGUUGUUAUUCCAGGUAGCGACUGUUGUUCAGAAAAGCCUGCUGCCUUCUCUAAGCAAAGCCCAGGCUGUGGUAGAGGCCUUGAGGGUUUUUUUGAUUCUACCUGAACUCAUCGGAAUAUUUUAUACCCUGGACUGGAGUAUUGCUGAUAUAACAGCUUCUUUAGCACUUGCCAUCAUCAGACAAAAGCCACGCAGCCGCUCCCUCCUUAAGUCCUUGUGGAUGAAGCUGCCUGCCACAUUCUUCGAAAGAGUUGUCCAGAUACACCAUGAUGCAUCCAAUCAAUUCAUUCUCAAGCAUUCACGACUUUCACCUGCGGACAACAGCAAACUGCAUAUGACCUUAUAUGUCCUGCGAUUACUUUACAAUGUUAACACCAAAGCUGGAGAGAAGAUUCCAAGGAGUAAAUUCUACAUCCAAAACAUUCCACUUGAGUGUGUGUACUCCUUGCUAAUGUACCCCUGCAUCCUUGAUAUGAAAACAAAACAGGAUGCACUUCACGCUGACUGUGAAAAACAGUCACAAAGAAAUCAGUUAUUUGGUUUCGCAAACCAUCUACAUAUCAACAGAGACACCAUUCUGAGAGACACACUGCUGUUCUUAAAGCAAACCAAUCCAAGCCAAUACCAGUUCCCAUUAAAGGUGACAUUUCAGAAUGAACCUGGUGAAGAUGUAGGAGGGGUACAGAGGGAAUUCUUCUCUGUAAUCACAAGGGAAUUGUACAAGUCGGCACAGGAGCAAUUCAAACUUGAUGAGAAGUCUGGGCUACUUUGGUUUAUUUCUAAGAAUCACAGUGAAGUAUACCAUUCUGUCGGAGUCCUUUGCGGAAUGGCCUUGUACAAUCGCUGUGUAGCAGACUUCCACUUCCCCCUGGCCUUGUUCAAGAAGCUGCUGAAAGAAAAGCCCACGCUGGAAGACCUGAAGGAGUUGUCUCCUACAGAAGGAGGGAAUCUCCAGAAAAUUCUUGAUGAAGAUGAAGAUUGUGUUGAGGAUUUAUAUUUGGACUUCACGAUUCAAGAGCAUGAACUUGUACCAAAUGGUAAAGACAUACCAGUCACCAAAUACAACAGAAAGCGGUAUGUUGACGAGUAUUUGAAUUUUGUAUUCAACACAUCAGUUGAGAAGCAGUUUGAAGAUUUCAAGGAAGGUUUUAGUAAAGGGUGCCCGAGUACCAUGUGGAGACUAUUCCUUCCCAAUGAACUAAUGGCUGUACUCUACGGAAGCCAUAUCUUUGACUGGGCAGAACUGGAAAAGAAUGCAAGGUAUGAUGGCUAUGAACCAACAGACCAGACAAUCAUGAAUUUCUGGACAGUAUUCUAUGAACUUAAUGAGGAGAAGAAGAAACACUUUCUUGCCUUUUUGACAGGAAGUGACAGAGUCUCAGUUGGGGGGUUGAGGACGUGCCGCAUCAUUAUAAAGGACUAUGGAUAUCUGAAUCCUGAUGACUUCUUCCCUGAUCCAAGCACUUGUUUCCUGGUCUUGAACCUUCCUAAUUACAGUAGCAUAGACAUUUUGAGAGAGAAGCUCUUGCAGGCAAUCACUUGUCAUGAAGGAUUUGGUAAUCUGUAAAAUGUGUAGUUUUUCAUUAUGGAAUAUGUUGUAUCUUGUGUUCUGGGUAUUUAAUUGUAUUAGGUGACUAUAGUGAAAGAACAUGCACCCCAGCUGAUUUACAGGGUCUAAUCCUAUUGGUCCUGCCAGAAGUGCACUCCACUUGAAGAAAACUGUUUGAUCCUAGUGAUGUACUACUAAAUAUUUUCUAGAUUUUUGUAAGUUUUGUAUCUAAUGUGUGUGUGUGUAUGUGUAUGUGUAU
Polyodon spathula (Mississippi paddlefish) is the source of this 3324-nucleotide messenger RNA. Its product is annotated as probable E3 ubiquitin-protein ligase HERC4. Gene Ontology annotation, biological process: protein ubiquitination; ubiquitin-dependent protein catabolic process. Gene Ontology annotation, molecular function: ubiquitin protein ligase activity. The transcript is spliced from 23 exons. Bases 162 to 3083 code for a protein of 973 amino acids. The record is from RefSeq and is a predicted model, not a curated record. NCBI's taxonomy places the organism in Eukaryota, Metazoa, Chordata, Actinopteri, Acipenseriformes, Polyodontidae.